Molecule: messenger RNA, 357 nt
Organism: Monoraphidium neglectum
Lineage: Eukaryota; Viridiplantae; Chlorophyta; Chlorophyceae; Sphaeropleales; Selenastraceae
Exons: 3
Biological process (GO): nucleoside transmembrane transport
Cellular component (GO): plasma membrane
Molecular function (GO): nucleoside transmembrane transporter activity
Source: RefSeq, a predicted model, not a curated record
GCAUCCUGGAACGCCCUCAUCAGCGCGGCAGACUACACCGAGACAAUGUGGCCGGGCCGCCACAUGGACCGCCUGCUCACAGUGGUGUACCUGCCCCCCUGCCUCUUCUUCCUGCUGGCCACGCUGAAGCUCAGCGCGUGGACGCGGCUGCGCAUCCUCGUGGCCUACGGUGGCUUUGCGCUUACGCUGCUGGUGAUCCCGUUGAUGGACAUUUUCGUCGUCGGCAACCAGGACAAGGCGCCCGAGGGGGUGUACGCGGGCACGCUGCUGGUCGGCGCCCUCAUCGGGUGCUUGGAUGGCAUCGGCCAGGGGGCGCUGUAUGGGGAGGCGGCGCUGCUGCCGCCAGAGUACACACAC